GCUCUGUCCAGGGUGUUAGUGCGUGCUAGCUCUGUCCAGGGUGUUAGUGAGUGCUAGCUCUGUCCAGGGUGUUAGUGUGUGCCCUACCGUGUAUGUAAUCGAUCAUCUGGGAUACUGUCGGAUCACAGAGAAAGGAUAUCAGUGGUCUUGCUGACGCUUUUGAUAAGCCUAUCAUCUAGAGAAUAAUGGAGAAAAAACCCAAACUCUAUGAAACCCCAGAGUCAUUGCUGAAAAUGGGUUCUCCUAUACACAAACUUACACGUUGUGAAGGGUUAGGAGCAUGGGAUCAACUGAUGAUGAUGAAUGAAUACAAAAAGAAUCACUGCAACCCAACAGGCUGCUGUUUUUACACAAUUAUACACCUAUUCUAUGAGGAAAACAACGUAGGAAAUCAUGAAUUGGAAAAUAUGUUUUGACUAUGGUAAAAAUCAAACACAGCAGUCCUUGGCAAUUACCCUUUAUUGUAUGAUCCAAAAGAUAUACAGGUGUCCAAGAAAUUAAAUGGAAAGAACCAGCAUUUGUUCAGUGAGAAGCUAAAUGAAAACUCAAACAACUGAAAACGAAGUGACAACAUUUUGACAUGAGAUGUUUUCAUUCAAUUUGAGCAAAAAUAACUCCAAUAUAUAGCUACAGUAGACAGACAGUAGUUUAUUAUGCUCCAAUUAAAUCUGUAAAAAGAAGCCUGCAUGUUGUAUUUUCUUUUGCACACCUCCUCCCCAAUAAAUUAAGGAAGCAACUCAACACGUGUGGCUAUAUUCUUCUCUGGUCUUAGUGCAGUUGAGUAGUAGGCUAUUUAGAGCUUGCGGUAUUGACUGCUCGAGUGUGCUCUCUACCGCUCAGUGCGCGCUGUCCAUACAUCAAAAUCCACUUCUAUACAAAUCUCUCUCUCUCUCUCUCCUAUGCUGACUUUUUGAUUUUUACAGUGCAGGAUACGGAGUCAUUCAUUUGGAAACACGUUCAUGUGAGAGAGGAGAGAGGCGCAUUUACCGGGAGAUGGGGGAAAAGUAUCAGGCAGCGCAUAGACAACACAGAAUUUGACUAAUGUGCGUGGAGAGCAACUUUGUUUAACGACACUGUAAAGGUUAAUUGACCAAUAACUGAAUAUGCAUCUAAAGCGUAUCUUCAGUCUCCUCCAUCAGUUAUGUUUUCUUGGAGCAUUUGCCAUUGCAGAUCCACACCCCUUCCAGGAAUCCGAGUCCGAAAUUAUUUUCCCGGAGGUUUUUCCUGAUACAGGUCCACCGGCUCCUGAUAAACCAACUAGCCGAGAGACUGACGCCAGCGCCGGAGCUCCCGAUAAACCAACAAGCCGAGAGACUGACGCCAGCGCCGGGAGCAGCUCUCGGGAGGUUCGUUCCAUUUCAAACUGGGAAGAGUACGAAUCUCCAGAGCUAUACCAUUGGGAACCUCAAGGACCGCAAACGGCUGCUUCCACAGGGCUGAGACUCAGAAUUCCUGCUUUUGGCAGGGACCUGCACCUCAUCCUGAAGAGAGACACUCGAUUUCUGUCCCAGAAAUUCAUGGUGGAGAGGAGACAGAAAGCACAAAAGGCAUCUCGGAGCAGUAUGCCAGUUUCGUCCGCUGCCAACACAGAAGAGAGAGGAUGCUAUUACAGCGGAACUGUUCUCAAUGACGCAGGAUCCAUUGCCUCAUUCAGCACCUGCGCAGGACUGAUGGGCUUCAUUCAACUCAAUGGAGACUUCCUCUACAUCGAGCCUGUCAAUAGAACGCUGGCCGUCACGGGACAGGCCCACCGCGUGUACAGGAGGAAGCGCUCCACCACCGAGGAGAGACAGACAGACAAGCAGACGACAGACAAACAGACAAGCAGCAACUAUUGUGGAGUCAUUCCAGAAAGACAGAAGAGUAAGAACAGGAAGCCGUCUGAGGGAGGCAGAGGGAAGCGGUACUUGUAUAAACUACUCCACGAGUACAACGUGGAGACUGUGGUGGUGGCCGACCCAGCUAUGGUCAGCUACCACGGCUCAGAGGCAGCCAAACGAUUCAUCCUCACCAUCAUGAAUAUGGUUUUCAACUUGUUUCAACACAAGAGCCUGGGAAUACAGAUUAAUAUCAGAUUGACUAAACUUGUGCUGCUUCACGAAACACCAUCAGACAUGUACAUUGGUCACCAUGGUGAGAAGAUGCUGGAGAGUUUCUGUCGUUGGCAGCAGGAGGAGUAUGGGAAGAAGAGCGUGAUGUCAGACUUCAGCACUCGGUGGAGGGAGGACCUACCCUCCGUGGACACGGCCAUUCUAAUCACACGGAAGGAUUUCUGCGUGCAUAAAGAUGAACCCUGUGACACUGUAGGCAUUGCCUACCUGAGCGGCAUGUGCAGCGAGAGAAGGAAAUGCAUCCUAGCUGAGGACAACGGCCUCAACCUGGCCUUUACCAUCGCUCACGAAAUGGGCCACAACAUGGGUGUGAGUCACGACAACGACCACCAGUCGUGUGCGGACGGCCUCCACAUCAUGUCGGGAGAAUGGGUCAAAGGUCAGAACCUGGGCGAUGUUUCCUGGUCUGGCUGUAGCCGUGACGACGUGGAGAAGUUCCUCCGGUCCAAGGCCAGUAGUUGUCUCCUCCAGACCGACCCGCUGAGCUUGAACUCAGUGAUCCUGCCAUUCAAACACCCAGGGAUGACUUACACGGCAGAUGAACAGUGUCAGAUCCUCUUCGGAACCACCGCCUCCCACUGUCAGAACAUGCAGUAUGUGAUGUGUUCAGGGCUGUGGUGCCGGGUGGAUGGAGAGAAGGACUGUAAAACCAAACUGGACCCACCCAUGGAUGGCACAGAGUGCGAUCCGGGAAAGUGGUGUCGUGCUGGGGAGUGUGUGAGCAGAGCGGUGCCAGUGGAGCAAGCCAUGGGGGAGUGGAGCACCUGGGGGUCCUGGGGAACCUGCAGUCCAACCUGCAGCACUGGCAUCAGUGGACGUCAGCGCAAGUGUGAGAGUCCCAGCGGGAAAAGCCGGGACUGUGUCGGCUCCAGGAUGCAGUACAGGCUGUGUGAGAACCUACCCUGCCCUGCUGGGAGCCCCAGCUUCAGAGACCAACAGUGCCAGACCUUCAAUCGCCCCUCCCUGCACUGGCACUCCGUCAUGGAUGAUGAGAGGCCCUGUACACUGUUCUGUUCCUCCACAGGGAAAGAACAACCCCGCCUCCUGGCUGAGAAGGUGCUGGAUGGAACCUCCUGCGGCUCUCAGGAGUCUGGCCUCUGUGCCAACGGGACUUGUCAGAAAGUGGGCUGUGACAGGAUCCUGAGUUCGAUGGCAAGAGAGGACCACUGUGGGGUGUGUAAUGGCAACGGCAAGUCUUGUAAGGUCAUCAAGGGGGACUUCAACCACACCAAAGGAGCAGGCUAUGUGGAAGCUGUGAUCAUCCCCAAAGGGGCCAGGAGAAUCAGAGUGAUGGAAGAAAAGCCUGCACAGAGUUAUUUGGCACUCAAAGACACAAACAAGCAUUCCAUCAACAGCGACUGGAAGAUAGACCGCCCAGGAGCCUUCAACAUGGCGGGCACCACCGUUCACUACGUCCGGAGGGGACUGUGGGAGAAAAUGUCAGCCAGAGGUCCCACUACCUCCCCGCUGCAUCUCAUGGUGCUGCUGUUCAAUGAGCAGAACCAUGGCAUCCAUUACGAGUACACCAUCCCCACAGAGGCUAACAUGGAACCCCAGGGGGGGUUAGGACCGGGGGCCAUGCCCAGCGAACCCCUCUUCAUGUGGACCCACUCUGGCUGGGAGGACUGCCAUGCCGUGUGUGGAGGAGGAGAAAGAAAGACAAUCGUCACCUGCACUAACAUUGUCAACAAAACUACAAGUGUGGUGGACAACCGAAGAUGUCGUCACCUGACCAAACCUGAGCCUCAAGUCCGCAAGUGCAAUGAGCAGCCCUGCCAGACAAGGUGGAUGAUGACUGAGUGGACGUCUUGCUCUCGUACCUGUGGUAGAGGCUCUCAGAGCAGACAGGUAGCCUGCACCUUGCAGCUAGCCAACGGCACCCUGGUCAAAGCCAAGGACCGCGACUGUGCCGGCCCCAAGCCGGCCCCCAACCAGCGCUGCGAGGGCCAGGACUGUCUCACUGUGUGGGAGGCUGGCGUGUGGUCUGAGUGCUCGGUGAAGUGUGGGCGGGGGGCGCGCCAUCGGCUGGUGAAGUGCACCAACCCACGGAAGAAGUGUGACCUGUCGACCCUGCCCCGUGAGACAGAGGACUGUGAGGACUACUCCAAGUGUUACAUCUGGAGGACAGGAGACUGGGCCAAGUGCUCGGUCACCUGUGGCAAAAGCAUGCAGUCCCGGGUUAUCCAGUGCAUGCACAAGAUCACCGGGCGCCACGGCAACGAGUGCUUCUCGUCGGAGAAGCCAGCGGCGUACCGGCCAUGUCAGCAGCAGGCGUGCAACGAGAGGAUCAACGUCAACACCAUCACCUCGCCACGCCUGGCUGCCCUGACGUUCAAGUGUUUACGGGACCAGUGGCCGGUUUACUGCAAAGUCAUCCGCGAGAAGAACCUCUGCCAAGACAUGCGCUGGUAUCAACGCUGCUGUGAAACUUGCCGGGACUUUUACGCACAGAAGAUGCAACAGAGGAGUUGACCCUCCCCUCACCCCCUCGCCCCCUCCUUCCAGGGGCGAACUUAGGUGUCAUAUCCUAUUUAUGUAUAUCAAGUGCACUUAUUCCAACACGUGGGAUGGACAGAACACACCUGUUUCAACCUAACCAGCUGUAGAUUAUAAGCACUGUAAAUGUGUCAUUAGUACGUUAUGUUAUUGGUAUUGAGUCCAUACCAUGUCAUGUUAUUGGUAUUGAGUCCAUACUAUGUCAUGUUAUUGGUAUUGAGUCCAUGCUAUUGCCAUCUUUUUGGUAUUGAGUCGAUACUAUGGGAAUGUUAUUGGUAUUGAGUCGAUACUGUGGUAAUCUUAUUGGUAUUGAGUCGAUACUAUGGUCAUGUUAUUGAGGUUGAAGCGAUACUAUGUCAUGUUAUUGGUUUUGAGUCGAUACUAUGGUCAUGUUAUUGGUAUUGAGUCCAUAUUAUGUCAUGUUAUUGGUAUUGAGUCAAUACUACGUAUGUCAUGUUAUUGGUAUUGAGUCGGUCUAAGCACAUCUCUUUUGAGGGUGUAAUUGUUGACCAGCCUUCACCUGGUAUCCGUUGAGCUGAUAUACUGUAGAUCUACAUAAGGAUCCAACUCUUUGGUGUUUUUGGAGAAGUUUUUGUUUUUAAUCAUGUUAAUUCAUGCUAAUAUUUUGUAAAUGUCUUACCAUUUUCCAUACUGUAUUUGUUCUGAUUUAUCUUCAUUAAUAUCACAUUGAAAAUCAGGCAAAAUCCAUCAAGGUUUACCACUUGUAGUUUCCAUAAAUUUAGUUAACCCCGUAUAAUGUAACCAAUGCAAUAGUGCCAAAAGUGCAAACUACAAACUUCAUUAAGCGUACCAUCGGACCUAGGUCUACUGGUUUCCUAUCAGUUUCUUCCCCCAAAAAAACAGAAUGUCCCGCACACUGUUUAUGCUCCCAGGUACCACGGUUUAUCGGACAACAUUUCCAUCUGUAAGGAUCUUCAUCAGGUCAAAACAACCAGACAAAACGACCUGACGAAGAUCCUUAUGGAUGGAAACGUUGUCUGAUAAAAGGUGCUAUUUGGGAGCAUAAUCAGUGUGUUGGACUUUCUGUUUUUUUUCUUCUCAAGUUUACUUCUUUAGCCCAGCACAAACAUUUCUAUAUAUUUCAGCAUUGGUGAACUUCAUGCUAUCUGCUUGGUAUAGCCACUGCUGAGACUUUGGCUUCCAGCCGUGAGUAAUUACAAUGACGUUCUUGUCCUUCGUCAAGUUUAGCAAAAAUGUGGUUAGAGACACAAAUGGUACUGUAUGUUUAAUCUAUCUCAAACAGAAUUCACAAUACUGUCCAUUUAGAAGCAAUACUGAAAGCAUUGACAGCUGCAAAGACUCUUACGUUUGAUUGAUAUGAGGUUUUAGGGUUUAGGGCUUUCAGCUCUUCAUUUGCUUUGUACAUGUUUGGCUUAAUGUCGAACACUGUAAGCAACAACGUGUCUUUGGAAGGAUUUGGAUAAUUGAUGAUACUUCUAGUAACGACAGCGAAUAUAUUAUUGUUAUUAACGCUCUGUUUAUGUGGUGCUAAUUAGUGUACUUGAGUGAACUUUUGGAUAUCGAGGCUUGAACAUAAAGUGUUGCCAAAUAGCCGAGGCUUGCUUAAAGUUGGAGAAAAUACCUUAUUGUAACAUUUACUAAAUUCGUCUAUGUCUAUGCAUAUGUUAACAAUAGUGCUGGCCUUAGGAUCUGUUGGGACUGAAACAAUUGUGUGGAAAGCUUGAGGGCACACAUCUUUUCCCGUUGAAUUUAACAUUGACAUCAGGGGUGUGUUCAGUGUGUCACAUAGCGGUCUUCAACGGAAAGGGUACUGUACUGAACGACCAGUUGAAGAACGGUGUAUGGUGUGUGUGCUGCCUAAACCAGAUCUUUACCAUGAUAAGGCCAGACCUUGCUCGACAUUGCGGUGUCAGGUUUGUCCCGCAGUCUUGUGAGAUUGUAUGGUGUGUGUGGUGUGCUGCACGAGUUUUGCGAUUUAAAAUGGUCACACACAUAUUGAUCGGCCCACACGUAUAUUGAUCAGUUCACACCCACAUUGAUCAGGCCACACCCAUAUUGAUUAGGCCACACCCAUAUUGAUCCGCCCACACCCACCAAACGGGAGCAAACAUACCUCAGAGGCUGUUACGGGAACGCUGUGCAUCCCUUGGGGGGAAAUGUAGUUCAGUAGCAAACGUUGAAUCGAACUGAAUGCAUCCCUGUUACGCGCACGGAUCUCUCCAAGUUAGGAUUUGGAUCUAAGUGUCUUCAUUAGGGUUUCUAAAGGGAAAUUAUCCUCCGUUUUAAAUCACAUGAUCUGUAUCGAUAUUUCAAAAUGUGUUUCAAAAUCACUAAAGGGACAUUAUUUAGUCAUAUAGUAGACUAUCAUCCAUAUUUCCGUCAAAUAGUUAGUACAGUGUGGCCGACCUUGGUUGUGUACACCAGGAUGAGCCCACGGCUGUCUUGUAUGUUAAAGUCAAUGUUAGAACGACAACAUCUGAACAGCAAGCUGCUUCCCUGAAACAAUCUGCUGUACAUCCUAUUCACACAACGAUGACCGUUUAUAGUGUACCACUCCACGGCCCUCUACUUGAAUAGAGAUAAUGUAGAACUAAGAAACACUGUACAUGUUUACACUGAAGUACUGCUGCACUGGUAUAUGGGUUGGCUCCGGGGUGAAGUAUCCCCUAGGUACUGUUCCUAGGACCCUAGAUCAGCGUCUAGGGGCAACUUCACCCUACUCUGGUUCCCAUGAGCCCUCAGUCUAGGCGUCACAUGGGUGCAAAAAAAUACUGCUUGGUUUACACCUUCUGUCAUUGGCUGAAAACAAGUUGAAGUUGAGUGUCGUUGAAUUGAAUUAAAAUUGACAUUUUAUAGCACUGUUAAGGCCGUGUCAUUUUUUAAUGGCUUCCAACAUACCCGUGUGUCUCGUUGUCUCGUAAUGUCUUGUUGGUUGUGUAGGAGAAAAAACUGCCUGCAUAUCAUGUUCCUGAGAAAAUAAUAAAAUAGAUUCUCCA
Messenger RNA from Oncorhynchus mykiss (rainbow trout), 7585 nucleotides. RefSeq names its product A disintegrin and metalloproteinase with thrombospondin motifs 19. The record is from RefSeq and is a predicted model, not a curated record. Gene Ontology annotation, cellular component: extracellular matrix. NCBI's taxonomy places the organism in Eukaryota, Metazoa, Chordata, Actinopteri, Salmoniformes, Salmonidae. Gene Ontology annotation, biological process: extracellular matrix organization; proteolysis. Gene Ontology annotation, molecular function: metalloendopeptidase activity.